This is a messenger RNA of Selaginella moellendorffii, 1616 nucleotides long. RefSeq names its product chaperone protein DnaJ. The coding region runs from base 48 to 1433 and encodes 461 amino acids. The record is from RefSeq and is a predicted model, not a curated record. Gene Ontology annotation, cellular component: cytoplasm. Lineage: Eukaryota; Viridiplantae; Streptophyta; Lycopodiopsida; Selaginellales; Selaginellaceae. Gene Ontology annotation, biological process: protein refolding; response to heat. Gene Ontology annotation, molecular function: ATP binding; heat shock protein binding. The transcript is spliced from 9 exons.
UUUCGAACUUUAGGGUUUUGCCUAGCUAUGGCGUUGUGAGGCUGGUCAUGUCGACGCUAUCACUUCGUUGCAGCGUGUUCUCGGAGCCAUCGUCUUCCUCCACUCGCCAAAAGAGGGCUAUUUCUUGUGCGUCUUGUUCCAGCUCCGAGAAUUCGCGAUGCAGGGAUAGACGAAGCACGAAAUGUAGGCUUGGAGGGCGUGUAGGAGUAGGAUUUAGAGCUGGGAAAGGCGUAGGCGAGCAGCGAUGGCUUUUUGCGGGGAGAAGAAUUAAAGCGAGGCCGCUGCUUUGUCGAAAUUCUUACCAAAGUAGCAGGACUGCGGCGACCCCAUCGGAUUAUUAUCAAGUUCUCGGGGUCAGUAGGAACGCUAGCAAGCAGGAAAUCAAAACUUCUUAUAGGAAACUCGCUCGAGAGUUUCAUCCAGACGUAAACAAGGAGUCCAAUGCGGAAGAAAAGUUCAAGGAGAUCACUGCUGCGUACGAGGUGCUCUCGGAUGAUGAAAAAAGAGCCAUUUACGAUCAAUUUGGUGAAGAUGGUCUAAAGGGAGGAGGUCCAACUUUCACGGAUAGUCCAUUCGAUAUUUUUGACUCGUUUUUUGGAGGUCGAAGCGGAUUUGGAAGGCGCAGAGGCACUGAUAAUUGGUCUGGAGUUCAAGGAAACGAUCUCAGCUACGAUCUGAGCCUUGACUUCAAAGAAGCGGUUUUUGGAGUGGAAAAACAGUUUGACAUAUGGCAUUUGGAAAGCUGCGAGGCAUGUAGCGGAACUGGCGCCAGAAGUAAGAGCAGAAAGAAAUGCCGAGUCUGUGGAGGAAUGGGUGAAGUUAUGCGAACACAAGAAACAGCCUUUGGGAUGUUCUCACAGGUGUCUACUUGUACAAACUGUGGUGGCGAGGGUGAAGUGAUUUCCGAUCACUGCAGAAAAUGUGGAGGCAAAGGAGGUAUUCGAGCGAAAAAAACGAUCAAACUAAGUGUUCCAUGUGGAGUUGACAGCGGGAGCACUCUCCGUGUUGCUGGUGGAGGAGAUGCUGGAGAAAGAGGUGGUCCAUCUGGGGAUCUCUACGUCAAUCUUAAAAUCAGAGACAUGCCUGGAAUUCGAAGAGACGGCAUCAAUCUUUACUCCGAGAUCUCUGUGAGCUAUACGGAAUGUAUACUCGGGACAACGAAAAAGGUGAAGACGCUGGAAGGAUUCUCGGAUCUUCGUAUUCCUGCGGGAACUCAACCAGGGGCAUGUAUAACUCUUCCGAAGAUUGGUGUUCCAAGGCUUCGAAAGCCAUCACUUCGAGGGGAUCACAUUUUCUCCGUCAAAGUCUUACUUCCAACCAAAGUCAGUGCCGCUGAGAAAGAACUCGUGGAAGAACUGGCUCGUCUCGAGAAAGGCGCUCAAUCCAGGCAAAGAAAAUCCCAAAACUCCAAGAGUGAAGCUAGUACGUGGUGAUCAAACACAUGGUUUGUCUAUAAAACAUUGGCAAGUGUAAGCGUGUGUCCAUCCCCCAUGUGAAAGCCAACAGUGGAGAUUGAAUCGAGUUCUACCAUCCUAUCUGCCGAAAGAGCUGUGUAAGGAUUCCUUUGUUCGUCUGGCAAUGGCUCUGACGAAACAAUCUUGGUACUUUUGGCUACA